Vidua chalybeata is the source of this 5053-nucleotide messenger RNA. RefSeq names its product ring finger protein 170 (gene RNF170). Lineage: Eukaryota; Metazoa; Chordata; Aves; Passeriformes; Viduidae. The transcript has 8 exons. The record is from RefSeq and is a predicted model, not a curated record. The coding region runs from base 1101 to 1754 and encodes 217 amino acids. Gene Ontology annotation, molecular function: ubiquitin protein ligase activity.
AGAAGGAGUAAGUGACCAGGGGCAAACAAACUGAAAACACAAAGCUUCCAGACUUUGGAGGUCUGCAUUGCAUGAUUCAUGGCCAGUGACAGGACUUGAGGACUUGAGACAUGAAGCUGAGUCAGAGGAGAUUUAGGUUAAGAUACCAGAAAAAAGUUUUUCACCCAGCGGAUGGCUGAGCAGGCUCACCAGGGAAGACAUAGCACCAGCCUGAUGGAGGUGAAGAUGUUUUUGGGCAAUACUUUCAGGCUUAUCUUCUUACAUUAAUUGAAUGACAGAAGUUAUGAAUCUGAUAUGUCUUGAGCUCUGCCUGUCCCUUCCUGAACAUCGCAUGGUUUUCAGCUACAUCACCAUUUUAUGCAUAAGUGACAGUACGUGCUGUACCUCUGCAGCUGUGCAAAUGCUCUCAUGAUUUUGGCCUAGUAUGUGAUACCAGGGUAAGGUCAUAUAAAUGAACACUUUCAGUAACAAAUUUGCUACUGCUAAUUUAGUUGUUUAUGAAGAAAUCAAAAUAAGCUGUCUUACAACUCACACCUUCCACUUGUGUGUGAAUAAAAUUGGAUUUCAAGAUAUAUCAAACAUUCUGGCAAACUGAAGAUGUGAAAUAUGUUCAUUUCAAACAGAAAAAUACUUCUAUACAUAUAACAUAUAUGACAGAGAACAUCCACAAAAUCUGAUUCAUGGAGACCAAAGGUGCAUAAGAAGGGUUUUAAUAUAGACUUUGUAUCAUAUAACUUUCAUAUAUCACCCACAUUAGUAUGAAAUAAAUUUUCUUUUUACAGAUAACCAUGUAAAUAUUACCAUGAAAAAUAUGGGACUUGUCUAUUUCUCUUUGAAAAAAGAAUGAAGCAGCCAAAAUGUUAAACAUUUUAGCAAUAAACAUUUGAGCAAUAAUGCAAUACUAUGAUUGCCCACAUUAACUGAAGAAAAUUAUUGCAGAAGCUUCUAGAGCCAUUGAGGAAAUUAUAUAAUAUAACUGCAACCAGAAAAUGUCAUGAAAGUUCAACCAGUCCAGCCCUCAUCUCUGACAGAGGAUCAGCUUACCUCAAUAUCCCUUGGAAGCAUUGCAACCUGUUUUUUGAUUUAACUUCUAGUCAGGGAUGGAUAAAAAUAGCCUGAGAAAUGAACAUCAGAACAUACAUCCAGAAAAUCAAGAGCUAGUGCGAGCUCUUCGUCAGCAGCUUCAAACUGAUCAGGAUGCUUCUGCUGGUGAUCGGCAUCACUUCUAUACAGAUAUGUCGUGUCCAGUCUGUUUGCAACAGGCUACAUUUCCUAUAGAAACGAACUGUGGACAUCUCUUCUGUGGUUCCUGCAUUAUUGCCUACUGGAGGUAUGGCUCAUGGCUGGGUGCCAUCCGCUGUCCGAUCUGCAGACAGACGGUAACACUAUUCUUACCACUCUUUGGUGAAGAUCAGCAGGGUGCAGCCCAAGUGUUUCAAGAUGUUAAUGACUACAAUCGAAGAUUUUCAGGACAGCCCAGAUCAAUUAUGGAGAGAAUUAUGGAUCUCCCCACUUUAUUGCGACAUGCUUUCAGGGAGAUGUUUUCUGUAGGGGGCCUCUUCUGGAUGUUUCGCAUCAGAAUAUUCCUCUGCUUGAUUGGAGCCUUGCUGUACCUGGCUUCACCUCUGGAUUUUCUUCCUGAAGCUCUGUUUGGAAUUCUGGGGUUCUUGGAUGAUUUCUUUGUCAUUUUUCUGCUGCUGAUAUAUAUCUCUAUCAUGUACAGAGAAGUGGUAACACAGCGUCUAAAUAGAUGAAAUGGCCAAAAGUGACCUAAAAGGAGAGUCAGUUGUGGAAUGUUUUAAAAAGAAAUCUAUAACAUAAGUAUGAUAUAGCAAGGUGCCUGUGUAUGAUUUCAGUAGUAACAAUUUCUUAGCUGGUUAUGUUAUACUAACAUAAAGGGUUAGUGUAUGGUGAUGCUUAACUGGAAUCUUUCAUUUGUGCAUUACAUAUGCUUCAUAAGGAUGAGGUUAGUUUUAUAAUGUUAUAAUAAACCACCUUCAUCUACUUCCACAUGAUGAACAACUGUGUAUAAUGAAAGCAGGAAACACUUUCUUUGGUGUGUUGUGAAAAAGGAGUUCUAGAAAAGUACUUCAAACAAUAAACCCCUUGCAUAAUCUAGAUGUGUAAGAAAAUUCAGAAAUUCUUCACAGUACAGUUAUCAUGACUAAAUUGUUUGAUGUCUCCCUGUUGUGGGCUAGAGAUUUUUGAAAUAAAAAUUGCUUUGUUUGUCUAUGGAAGAAGAAACCCAAGGACCGCAUUACAGUUAUCACUCUGCAGUUUGCUCUUGUCCACAUGCUUCAGAAAAAUAAGGAUAAUACCUUGGUAUUGCUUGAACUGCACUAUGUACCAUGCAAUUGUAUUGCAUGCAAUUUGUACCAUUUUAUUUUUAUAUUUGGGAAUAUAUACACAGUAUCUGCUCUACAUUGAGAAACCAGUAUUAUGCACGUCACACUCAUUAGUGCUCUAUUUUUUUGAGUGAGAGCAUGGUUUUUCUCUUCACACUUUUUUAUUUGGUAAGUAUAUAUCUUAGAAGCAGAGGUUUUGUGCUGCUUUCGGUCAAUGUGAUAUGUCUGAAAUGCAACUUUGCAUUUCUGUAUAUGCAUUAAAACAUUCGGCCAGUUGGAGAGGACACUUAAAUUCCAAAUAGUGGUUGAAAAAACGAAGUCAGAACUGGAUGUUUACAGUACAUGUACAUGUAUGUGUAAAGUGUAGAUGUUUACCCAAAUGUACAUUCUGCAAGAUAUGUGUACUAAACAACAUAGAUGUUGGGGUCAUUUUCAGUUGGAGUUUUCUUGUUUGGUUGGUUGUUUGGUUUGGAUGUCAAUAGAAGAGGUUCUGAAUUAUCUUGAAAAAUAGUCUGUGAUAAAGGACCAUAAAAAAAAUCUUGAAAAUGUUUUCAAAAAUACCAGGGUAUUAAUUAUCCUUAAAGCUGAUUUUUUUUUCAUUGCAAUUGAGCAUAGGCUAUCAUAGGUAUACAAGUAAUUUGAAAAUGCUCUCAUUUUGAGCAAUGAUUGUGACUAUAAAGGUCCAGGAUAUGACAGAUCAUUGUACUUUUUAGCUAGAGGAAUGAUAAUUGCAAUUUAACUUCCUGAGUACUUGAAAGACAGUGAAUUAAUAGGUGAUUCUUUGUGUGUUUACAUAUAUAGGUGAGGCUUAAAAUAAAAGGGACCUUUUCACCACUUCUGUGUUUUCCCCUUACAAGUGUCUUUCCACAGCUUCUAGCACUUAGGCAUGUGUAGGAAGAUGAUAGAGCUGAAACCUCAGGUGUCAGUCAUUGAGGGUGCAGAUUGUCCGUCAGUGUUCAAAAUGGCAUUGAUUUAAAACAAAGUUCACCGAUUCUCCAUUUGAAAAUUCAGUUUUGGAAAUCCAAGGCUAUUUUACAAACGAACUGGAAAGCUAAACUUUUCUUUGUUGCUGUUUGUUAGAGAUGGGCAAGAAGAGAAAAGAGAAGUGAAGCAAGAUUUGGAGGAAAAGAGCAAGAUAGAAAAUUACAUUUUUGGAAGCAAAUGCUAGCUAACUUUUCUUGAGCAUCUUGGUUGAGCUUUUCACCUUGUGUUGGCAUUGCUAAUGUAUGGUGAUGUUUUACUGGCUACCUCAGUUAAAACUCUUUAAGGUGUUAUUGAGUAAGGGUGAGAUAUUCAUAAGCUGUUAGGUGCAUUUAUAAAGCAAGAUAGUAGUUUAGGAUAUUAUGUAAGACAGGAUUUCACAGUUUUGCUGUAAGUAUUGUUUUUGGGUUUGGGGUUUUCUUUCCCAAGAAAUCUAGCUGAAAACAAGCCCCAAAAAUACUUUUUUGAUUGAGUAAAUUUAGCACCCUCUGUUCUCCUGGAGUUUAAGAGAAGAGUGUGAACUGCUCUUGUAUAGUAAUUGGAGUUUGUUCAUGGAAUUUGUUGAUCUGGUACUUUAUCCACACUUUUACCCUAUGAUUAUAAUUUUCCCACGACUCUCUAAAUCCAGAGUGGAUACAGAUGUACGUGAAUCUGCUUACUGAUUGGUUUUCUUUGAAUUUCCCAAUUUCAUGCGCUACUGUGAAGUUCAUGUGGAAAUUCCCUAUCCCAUCUAAGGGGAUCUUGAAUAUCUGAAAUCAUACACAAACCACAUCGGAAAGACUAUAUAAAGUUUCCCUAUGUUCUUUUUCUUCAGUACAUUUGUGAUAGCCAGAAGGGUUUCACUCAGAGGUUUCUGCUUACUUUUGAAUAUUGAGUAACAUUGUAAUCUUAAAUUCAGCACAUUAAAUGCUUGACAGAAUUAGAACUGUUCUUUUCAGCAAUAUGUGUGCUUGCCUGUGGAUAUUCUUUUCUGGUCCUGCAAGCCAAUGAUAAACAGUAUUAUGACUUGUUCAGGCCUUUUUGUGUAAUGCAAAGAUGCAUCUGUCCUGGAAUGUCUGGCCACUGCUCCUUUCCACAAAUCUGAAAUAGCUAUAAGUUAGCUAUCUUGGUAGUUAGCUUGAGCUUAACCUAAGCUCUAGAACUCCCAAGAAGCUGGAGAUUAAAAUAUGAGCAUGUAGUAUUCCUGAAUUGUGUGCUGCCAAGUUGUUUUGUCAGCAAUGUGAAAGGUAAGGGUUAGGGCUGAACAGUGGCUUCAGAAUGUGUGCAGAGUGACUGCAAACAUUGCUAUAGUUUUGUCUCCUAAGAUGGGGCAGGCGUGUCACUAAGGGGGGAAAAUCUAAAAAAGGAAAACUACAGCAGGAAGAUGUAUGGGGAUAAAACAGUUCUUAAAAGAUCACAUGGGCACCAAAAGCUAUGUGAAAUAUUUGAUUUCUCUAGCAAUAUUAACAAACAGGAAAACAAAAAUUUUACUUAAUAGCUCUUACAAAAUAACUUGUAGCAUCUUGAGGCCUAAUGAUCAUCGCUGUAUAGAGCGAUUCAUUUCUGUGCUAUUUGUGUGCCGCACCACUGAUGUCUGUGAGAAUCAGGCACAACAGUGUGGUUUGGGGAUACAAUUUUGCCAUCAGUUUCAUAAAACUGUAGCAGUAUGUUACACUAGAUUUUUAAGACAAAAGAAUUUAAAACUACUUAUUGUUACUUUUAAUGAGAAUAAACUGCUGUUAAAGAUA